Molecule: messenger RNA, 2550 nt
Organism: Tigriopus californicus
Lineage: Eukaryota; Metazoa; Arthropoda; Copepoda; Harpacticoida; Harpacticidae
Product: myeloperoxidase-like
Exons: 4
Coding region: 13-2205 (730 amino acids)
Biological process (GO): response to oxidative stress
Molecular function (GO): peroxidase activity; heme binding
Source: RefSeq, a predicted model, not a curated record
UUGCCUCAAGUCAUGGCAAAUCCGAUUUCAUUAAGCAUGUUGACUUUCUUGUUCUUGAUAUUCGGAUUUUGGUCGGUGGUCGAUGGUCAAAACUACUUGGAUUUGGUCAAACAAGUGCAAGAAAUUGAAGAGGGAGAAAUUGCCAAAGCCUACAGAAUUGCUCGAGAAGAGUAUGAGGAAAAUUUUUCCCCAUUUACGGAACUUCCUUCCGGACGAAAAUUUACCAAAGAGUCUGUGGCCAUGGAGUUGAGAAACGGCGUUACCCAAAGGGCCUUGGAGGUGCUGGCCACUCGCAAUCGGUUUCAAAUUGAGAAAGACUCCAUUGACGAUGUGGAAACUGGCCUUCACAAGAUCCUCAACGAUGGGCAAGUGGGAGGUGGUCAGAGUAGCGUGGUGCAGAACAUCAAAAUCAUCCAGUUUGCUUGCUCGGAGGAUGAGAUCAAGUGCGAUCCCACCGACCCCUAUCGAAGCAUCUCUGGCAUAUGCAAUAACUUGGAGAAUCCAAAAUGGGGAGCCAUGAGUACGAAAUUUAGGCGCUUUUUGCCGGCAUCAUACGCUGACGGAAUCAGCAUUCCUCGAGGAGACUUUUUCUCAGCUUUUGGGUUUCAACCACUGCAACGUGAAAGUGAUCCGAAAUGCAUAUCCAUGCUUGACGCCGCUUUGCCCAAUCCUCGUUUAGUUAGUAACGAGUUUGAACAAAAACGCGAUUCUUUGGACCCUAUUCACACCAAUCUGUUUGUUCAAAUCGGUCAAUUUCUGGAUCACGAUAUCACCCUAACUCCUGAGCUGAGAACAGACCAGUGUUGCCAAAAUCCUACCCAAGCGGGUUGUUUUUCCAUCAUCACGGAUGACUUGAGGCCUCCAUUCAGCGGAUGUGAUCAUCAGUCCUUGGAAUGCGCAGCUUCAAAGAUUUCCCCUGGCAAGACCGAUGAAUUUUGCUUUGAAUUUGUUAGAUCCACUCCAUUUUGCCAAGAGAGUCCGUAUCAUGUGAGAGAACAGAUGAAUGCCAUCACGGCUUACGUGGACGGGUCACAAAUCUACGGGUCCGACGUUGAGCGAGCUAUUUCACUCCGAACUUUGAAACAAGGACAACUCAGGACCAGCGGCCAAUGGCUCCUGCCAAGAAUCAGCUUGGACGGAUCCCGAAAAUCUUACACAGCAGGAGAUGUGCGGGCACUGGAAAAUCCUGGCUUAACCGCUCUUCACACCCUUUGGGUUCGAGAACACAACCGAAUUGCUCAAGAGCUCCAAGGGCUCUUUCCAUUCUGGAGCGAUGAGAUCCUAUUCCAAGAAUCUAGAAGAUUGGUGAUAGCUCAAUGGCAAAACGUGGUUUUUGGUCAAUUUGCCACAACAAUGUUGGGUCCAACCAGAAUGGAUGAAUUUGGAUUAACGCUAAUCAGUCCAUCCCAGCAUGACGUCACAGCAGAUUCCUCCAUUAGAAACAGUUUUGCCAGUGCCGCUUAUAGAUUUGGCCACUCCAUGGUUCAAAAAAGCAUUUUGGUCAUGCCUUUGAAUGGGUCCAAAAGUCGAAACUACCCUCUUAAGGAUAAUUUCUUCCUUACCGAACUCUAUGAAUCUGGAAGUGGACAAGGCUUGGAGGAAAUAUUAUUGGGGAUGUUUCAUCAAGGAUCCCAGAACCUGGACCGAUUUAUUGUUAAUGAUAUGAGGAGCCACUUAUUUGAAAACAUUUUUGGCUUUCAGUCGGACUUGAUGACCCGAAAUAUCCAACGAGGAAGAGACCACGGAAUACCGAGCUACAAUGACUUUCGAGAAUUUUGUGGCUUAUCAAGACCUUGCGAUUGGAAUCAAAUUCCACUUGAAGUCAGUCCUAAUGCCUGGGCGUCUCUUCAAACAUUAUAUUCUGAUCCCGAUGACGUGGAUCUAUUUGUUGGUGGCAUCACUGAAGCUCCACUUCAAGGAGGAGUUUUGGGACCAACGUUCGCUUGUCUUAUUGGGAAACAGCUGAACUUACUCAAAUUUGGUGAUAGGUUCUUUUUCAGUCAUGUGGGCGCUCAUCCUCGAAGUUUCUCGGCUGAGGAGAUUGCAUUAAUAAGAAACCGCCAUUUGGGAGACUUGCUCUGUGAUAACACUCAAGUGACAUCGAUUACGACUAAUCUAUUUAUGAUGAACGCUCCUGCCAUGCCUUGCAAAAAUCGAACGAUGUUGGAUUUAAGCUUAUUGGACUUUACCCCAGUUGGACUUUAACAAUCGACUUACAUAAUGAGCUUCAAUCAAACGUUGCCAGAUGUUCAUUUCGUUUUUUUCCCAAUUGCCACCUCAAAAGGUGUAUGUAAUAGUUUUAGGAUUUCAACUUUGUGACGUUAAGUUUGAGAACAAUCCUGAAUGGCAAUGGUUUUCUUCAAAAUUUGCACUUUUUCUUCCGCCUAAAUUUCCAACCAUAAGUCACUUGACUUGUUCUUAUUUCUUCUAGAGCCAAGUAUCCUUCACUUUUGAGCUUUUUACUUGAAUUGCCGGUAUUACGAGUGAAUAAUCAUAGUAGUCGAUUUGCAAGUAUAUUUAUGGCGAAUAGAUAUCGUGAUAAAUAUUGAA